This is a messenger RNA of Ipomoea nil (Japanese morning glory), 573 nucleotides long. RefSeq lists its product as uncharacterized. Bases 151 to 573 code for a protein of 140 amino acids. Lineage: Eukaryota; Viridiplantae; Streptophyta; Magnoliopsida; Solanales; Convolvulaceae. The record is from RefSeq and is a predicted model, not a curated record. The transcript is spliced from 2 exons.
UUAUCGGCUUUUCCGAUGUUGUGUGGUUUUUCCGGAAAGUUCAACCCGUUAUGAAUCGGUAGGAUGUAUUUCUGGCGUUGGAAGUAUUUUCCGGCGAAAGAGAGACGUCUGGUUGGUGUUCUUGGUCUAUAAAAUGGUUUGAUUUUCUGGAUGUGUGGAAUUGCAUUGGUGUUUUUGUUGUUUGAGGCUUGUUGUUUGAUUUUUCCGGUGGAAACUAGAUCGCCGAUUUUCCUUCCAGUCGCCAUUAUUGAUGCAAGAUCCAUCAGGUUCGAAGCCAUUAGCCAACCAAACAUCGCCGUUUCCCUCUGCAUUCUGGCAAUCACACCACCAGAGGAUCUGGAUCUGGCGUCCGACCCCUUCGACACCGCCGUGCCGGCCGGGAGCUUCGAGGAGAUGGGAUCCGAGGACGAUAUCUUCUCUACUUACAUGGACAUCGAGAAGCUCAGCGCCGGAUCCGGCGCCGCCGCCGAUGCUUCUGCGGCGGUGGGGUCGGAGAGCGGCGACAAUGGGGUGAAGAGCUCAAACCAACUGCGGCAUCGCCAUAGCAACUGGGUGGAUUCAUAUUUGCUCUAA